AUGUUUGGUUAUAACAGUAAUGAGGAAGAUUGUGGUGAUGUUGCAAUUAUUGGUAUAGGAUUGAGAUUUUCAAGUGGUGAUUUAAAUGAAUCAAUUUCAAAACCAAAUCAAUUAUUUAAUUCAUUAUUAGAUGGAUUUAAUGGAAUUGUUAAUACUUCCGAAAGAUGGUCUGAUAAUUAUUAUUUAAAUGGUGAAAUUAAUUCAGUUUCUGCAGGUUUAUUACCUCUUGAUGAAUGGAAAAGAUUUGAUCCAAUUUUCUUUGGAAUUAAUCCAAGUUAUGAUAAUGUUGUUACAAUUGAUCCUCAACAAAGAUUAUUAUUAAAAUGCGUAUGGGAAGCAUUAGAAGAUAGUGGUAUUGAUCCAAUUAGUUUACGUGGUACAAAUACAAGUACAUUUAUUGGUUGUAGUACUACUGAUUAUUGCAGUCUUCAAAAAUCGCCGUUUGAAACUCAAAAUAAUAUUUUUGGUUCUUCAAAUCAUUCAGUUGCAAACAGAAUCGGUUAUUGCUUUGAUUUUAGAGGUGAGAAUUUUACAAUUGAUUCAGCUUGCUCCAGUUCUCUAAAUGCAAUUAAUUGUGGAUACAAUUCGAUCAAAUCAAAUAAAUCAAAUGUAUCAGUUGUUGGUGGUGUUAAUUUUAUAUUAGACCCAAAUAUUUCAAAAUCAUUCACACAAUUAAAUAUUUUAAGUCCAACUGGUAAAUGUCAUUCUUUUUCAUCGGAUGCUGAUGGUUACGUUCGUUCAGAAGGUGUUGGAAUAGUCAUAUUAAAGAAACUAAAAGAUGCAAUUAAAGAUUCAAAUAAUAUCUAUUGUGUAAUCAAAGGUUCAAGUUCAAAUAUCGAUGGAAACUAUGAUAAAUUAAACUUUUAUUCACCAUCAAAAUCAUCUCAAUAUGAAAAUAUGAAAUUAGCAAUCAAAUCAACCAAUGGUCAAAUCAAUGAAUCUGAUAUUGAUUAUUGUGAAGCUCAUGGUACUGGUACUCCAACUGGUGAUCCAAUUGAAUUAGAAGGUAUUUCAAGACUUUUCAGUCAUAAUAAUAAUAAUAACAAUAACAAUAAACAAGUUUUAGUUGGCUCAAUUAAAUCAAACAUUGGACAUACUGAAGCAUGUUCUGGAGUUGCAUCAUUAAUUAAAUGUUGUUUAAUGUUUAAGAAUAAAUUAUUUCUUCAAAAUAUUAACUUCAAAGAACCAAAUCCAUUAAUAAAUUUCAAAGAAUGGGCAUUAAAAGUCGUAACUGAACCAAUUAAGUUCAAUGAAAAUAAAACCACCGUUAUGUUAAUUAAUAAUUUUGGUGUUACUGGUUCAAAUGUUUGUUUAAUAUUAUCAGAAUUUAAAGAAAAACGUUAUAAUAAUAAUGAAUACAGUAGUGAUAAUGCUUGUGAACAAAUAGACAUUGAUAGUAAAGUAAUUGAAAAAAAGAAAUUUUUAAUACCACUCUCAAGUAAUUCAUCAACAUCAUUAGAUAAUUAUAAAUCAAUAAUAGUCAAUAAUAAUUAUGAUGAUUCGAAUUCAUCAACAAGAAGUUUUCAAGAAUUUGUUUAUAAUCAAAUCAAAUUCAAAUCAACAUCAUUAAUUCAAAAAUCAGUUAUAAUCGCAAGUGAUUGGAAUGAAUUUCAAGAUGAUGAUAAUCAAAUAAAGUUGAAAAAUAGUGAGGGUUUAAUUUCAAAUAUUACUGUUGAAAAAAAGAAAUCACCACUCACAGUAAUGGUAUUUUGUGGUCAAAGUUCACAAUAUAAUAAAAUGGCAUUAUCGCUAUACGAGAAUGAACCAAUAUUCAAAGAAUCAGUGAAUAGAUUCGAUAAAGAGUUAUUCAAGUAUUAUGGUUAUUCAGUUUUAGAUAGAUUAAGAUCAGUCAGUGAUAAAGAUGAAAUAUCAAUCCAUCUACCAAUUUUAGCACAACCAGCAAAUAUAAUGAUUCAAAUAUCACUCUAUGAACUAUAUAAACAUUGGGGUGUUUCAGCAGAUAUCAUCGUUGGUCAUUCUCUUGGUGAAAUGUCAUCAUCCUAUUCAUCAGGUAUGAUCGAUUUUGAAACAUUGUGCUACUUAAUCUAUCAUAGAUCACUAGCUCAAAAUAGAACCACAGGUACAGGUAGAAUGUUAUCAGUCAAUAUUAGUUAUGAUGAAUUUAUUGAGAAAUACCAAUCCAAAAACAAUAAAUACGAAACACUUGAAAUUGCAUGUUACAAUUCACCAACAUCAAUCGUUAUUGCAGGUAAAGAAGAUCUAUUAAAUGAAAUUUCAAAAGAAUUUAAAUCAAAUGAUAUCUUUUGUGCAAUGUUAGGAUCGUUAUCAUCAUUUCAUACAUCAAGUCAAUUUAUGAUAAAAGAUGAAGUAUGCUCAUUGGUAUUUAAAUCAAAACUACCAUCAGUACCAGUAUUUUCAACAGUCACAACUAAUUUAUUCAAUGAUCAAACACCAUAUAAUGCAAAUUAUGUAUGGGAGAAUAUUUAUCAACCAGUAUCAUUCACACAGACCAUCAGCAAUCUUUACAAACAUAUCGAGUCUAAUGAUAUGGGUAAUGAAAUUACAUUCAUUGAAGUUGCACCUCAUCCAACAUUACAAUUUUACUUGAAUCAAAUGAAAUCAAUUCAAUCAAGUUACUUUAAUCAUGGUAAAAGCGUUACAAUCUAUUCACCAUUACACAAAAAGAAGAAUGAUUAUAAUGAAUUUUUAAAAACAAUCUCUUUAUUAUAUGUAAAUAAUAAUUUUAAUAUUAAUUUUAAAUCACAAUUAACCAACAUCAAUAAUAAUAAAAUCAAGAGCAACAGCAACAGUAAUAGCAACAAAAAUAAUAACAAAAUAAUCCAAUUCAAUGAUAAUAACUUGCCUCUUUAUCAAUGGGAUGAUAAUGAAUACUUUAAAUUAAAUCCAUUUCAUGAAAAGAUUACAAGUGAAGGUCCACCCAUUCAAAACCUUGGUAAUAGUAUUGAUUCAGCAUGUUCAACCUAUCAAACAUUUAUUGAUAUUAAGAAACCACCAUUUCAAUGGUUAAAAGGUCAUCAAGUCAGUGAUAAAUUUUACUAUCCUGGAAUGGGUUAUGUUCAAAAUCUAUUAUCAAUUUAUCCAAAUCAAGAUAUAACAAUUAGCUCAUUAGAAUUUAAAUCACCAUUAGUAUUAACAGAAGGUAAUAAUCAAUGUUUAGAAACUACAGUUUCUCUCCUCUCAAAGAAUGAAUUCAACGUUAAAAGUCAUUACAAAGAUCAAAAAACAAAUCAAUGGAUAUUAUCAUCACUUGGUAAUUUUAGUUUAUUCAAACAUAACAGUAUCAAUAGUGAAAAAUUAAUUAACAUUCAAGCAUUAAAAGAUAAAUGUAAUUUUACAACAAUAUCAAAACAAGAAUUUUAUGAAACAAUUAAAAUCAAAACAAAUUUAACAUAUAAAGGUUUAUUCCAAGGUGUAAAAGAAUGUUCAAUUGGUAAUAAUUGUUCACUCGCUGUAGUAUCAUUAAAUGAAAUCAAUAAUCAUACAAUUAGUAAUCAUAGUACUAUUGGCCGUUCAUUGUUUAAUGCUGCAACUUUAGAUUCUUGUUUACAUGGUUCAUUAAUUGUAGUUGCACAACCAAUUGUACUCGAUAGAAUUGAAGGUUUCAAAUUAUACUCUUCAAAUAUUCCAUCAUCGUCAUCGUCGAGCAAAGAUGACAAUGACUGUGACAGUAAUAAUAAUAAUAAUAGUAAUAAUUUUAUUAAAGAAUUAUAUGUUUACACUGAAGCAAAAGCAAAAACCAAUUAUCAAUCAUUCUCAGCAUCAGUUAAAAUCAUACUUCCAAAUGGUAGAUUAUUAAUGGAGAUCUCAAUGGUGGUUUGUACAUCAGUUUCACUUGUAAAUCCAAGAAGCAGUAUAAUUUGUAAACCACCUUCAAAUGAAAUUUAUACACCAUGGCUUCAACCAAAAGAUUCAAUCAUCAACAAACCUCAACAAUUCAAACAUUUAUAUAGUGUAGAUGAAUUUAUUGCCAAAGAAGAAGAUAAUCAAAUCAUUUCAACUGAACUGUUAUUAUCAUUAUUUUAUAAACAUAUCAACGUUAGAUGUCCAACUAUAAAUUUAGAAUCAUUAAUAACAUUAGAAUAUAAUCAAUUUAAACAACUAUAUUAUAACAACAAUGGUUCAGUAAAUGAAAAUCUUUUCAAAUUCGUUUUUGAAAUCUUAAAGAGUUAUAGUAGUAAUAAUAUUCUUAAUCACAAUAACAGUGAAAACAACAACAAUGAAAACAGUAAUAAUGAAUCACUAUAUUAUUUUGAACAAUUAUAUAUUAAAACAACUAAAAUAAUAGCAAAACAACUAUUCCCAUUAAAAGAUGAUGAUUCAUUUACAGAUACACCACAAUCAUUAUUCAAGAAUGUAUAUUUAGAUGAAUUUUAUAAAAAUUUUAGAGCAGUUCAACCAUUAAAUAACUUAUUAAGUGAAAUUAUAAUUGAAGCACUCAAACCAAUUUUAAAUCAACCAAUUGUAUUUCGUAUAUUAGAAGCAGGUGGUGGUACUGGUAGUCUUAGUUUAUUAAUUUUAGAAAAGAUUUGUAAACUUUUAAAUGCAAAUCCAAACUCAGUCAUUGAUAUCGAAUUCACAUGGAGUGAUGUUUCAUCGUCUUUUUUUACAGAGAUUAAAGAGAAGUUUUCACCAUUUACAGCUCACAAAAAUUUCAAUAUUAUCCACCGUGUAUUAGAUUUAGAGAAACCAUUAUUUGAUCAAGACUUAAAACCAUCCUAUUAUGAUCUCGUUGUUAUAUCAAAUGUAAUGCAUGUCGUUAAGAAACUUAAACCAACAUUGGAUGAAAUUCAUAAUAUAUUAACACCAAAUGGUCAACUGCUAUUUAUUGAACCACCUUAUAAAUCAAUUUAUUAUGAUUCUAUUAUGGGUUGUUUUUCACAAUGGUGGCCAUCACCCGAUAGUGAUACCGAGUUAAGACCUGAUAGAAGUUGUAUGAAUCAAGAAAAAUGGAUUAAACUUUUAAAUGAAACAAACUAUAGAGAUACAAUUAUAUCUGGUAAUGACAAUUUAAUAUUUUUAAUUCAAACAAGAAAACCAUCAAUUAAUGAAAUCAUUUCAAAACAAUCAUCAGAUUCAUCAUUGGAUCAAUUUAAUUCUUUCAAUAAAAUCAUUUUAUUUGGUAAUAAUAAUAAUAAUGGUUGUAGCCUUCAAAAUUCAAUAUCAUCAAAUCAAGAAUUAAAAAGUAAAAUCAUUAAUAUUAAUAAUUUUAAUGAAUUUCAAACAUGGAUUACAAAUAAUUAUGAUAAUAGUGAUGGUUUUGGCAAUAGUAAAACAUUAAUAAUAUUUUUAAAGUCAAUUGAACCAAUUAAUAUUUCAAAUUUCAAAGAAAUAACCUAUGAAUAUAUUCAAAUCAAUCAAUUAAUAUUAAAAUUAGAAUUAACAAAUAAUUUCAAACAUUUAUUACUAUCAUUGGAUUCAACAACUGAUAAUUACUUAUCAUCAUCAAUUAUUGGUGCAGCACGUUAUUUCGUUGAAUAUCCACAAUUAGAUUUAUAUAUUUUGAAUUAUGACAGAAUUUCUUUGAAAAUUUUAAAUAAUAGUAGUGGUAGCAGUAGUAGUAGCAGCAGUAGUAGUAGUAGCAGUAUCAGUGGUAGUAGCGGUAGCAGUUAUAAUAGUAGUAAUGUUAGUAUUAGUAGUUGCAAGCAACAACAAUUAUCAUUAAUCAACUAUUUAAUCAAUGCAAAUAAUAAUAUUCAAAAAGAAUUUACAAUUAAUAAUAAUAAAGUAUACUAUGAAAGAUAUACUAGACAUUCAAAUAAAAUUAAAUGUAAUUUACAAUCAAAAUCAUUUGAAACAAAUAAAGAUAAUUUAUUGAUUCAAUUAGAUUCAAAUUUAGAAUAUCAAUUAUAUAGCAAGAGAGUUGAAAUAAAUUCAAAAGAAGUAGAGAUCGAAAUUAAAGCAACAGGUAUAAACUAUAAAGAUUAUUUAAUGCAUAUUGGUAUGGUUAGCAGUGAUUUAGAUUUAAAGUAUGGUAAAGAAUAUGAAGUUGAAAAUGGUAUCGGUAUUGAAAAUCCUAUGAUUGGUAUCGAUUUUAGUGGUAUCAUUACAAGAUUAGGUAGUGAUGCAGAGAGAAAUAAAUUUAAAGUAGGUGACCAUGUUUGUGGUGUCGCAUCAAAAACAAGUGGUUCUCAUGUGGUCAUAGAUUAUAAUUUUAUUUAUCAUCAACCUUUAAAUUAUAAUCAUUCAAUUUCAGCAUCAAUUCCAUCGAUAUAUAUUACAUCACUACAUAGUAUCUAUGGUGUUGGUAAUUUAAAAUCAAAUGAAUCCAUUUUAAUUCACUCAGCAGCAAGUGGUAUUGGUAUUUCAUCUUUAGAUUUAUUAAAAUGCAAAAAACAUCAAGGUCAUAUAUUUUUAACAGUUGGUUCAAAAGAUAAAGAAGAUUAUUUAAUAAAGAACUAUGGAUCAUUCAUUACCGCUAUCUAUUCAUCUCGUAAUAAAGACUAUGUCAAUGAAAUAAAGAAUAAAUUAAUUGAAUUAGGAGAAGUCGAACAACAAGGUGUAGAUUUAAUAUUAAACACACUAUCAUCAGAAUUUAUGGAUUCAAAUUUCCAAUGUUUAAAUAUGUCAGGACGUAUCGUUGAUUUAAGUGUUACUCAUCUCACACCAAAUGACUAUAUUGUCAAUAAUCUUUUCAAAUAUAAUAUGGGUUACAACAAUGUUGAAAUGCUUUAUUUCAAUGGUAAAAUGGUCAGAAGUUAUUUAAAGAAAAUCAUCAAAAUGAUCAAUUCAAACAAAUUAGAGUUAAGUAUACCAAUCAUUGAAUAUUCAAAUAAUCAGUUCAAAGAUGCAAUCGAAUAUGUUAAUCAAGGAAAACAUAUCGGUAAAAUUAUCGUAAAUCAUAAUCAAGAUGAGUUUAAUAGAGUUUAUAAUAACUAUCAACAAAACAAUAAUAAUAAUCAAAUUAUAAUGAAACAUUCAUAUGAUAUAUCAAAGUUAAAUAUGGGUAAAAACAUUUUACUCACUGGUCAAACUGGUAUCAUUUUAGAAAUAAUGAAAUACUUGAUUAGAUAUUCAAAUCACUCAAUUCAGAAUAUGAUAAUACUUUCAAAAUCAAAAUUAAAAUGGGAAUUAGAAUUAUUAAUUAAUCAAACUAAAUUUAUCAAAGAUAAUAUCAUUAAAUUCCAUUUUAUUCAAAUCGAUAUUGAAGAUUCAAAUAAAGUCAAUCAAGUAUUGAAUCAAUUAGAACUAAAUGAGAAUAUUACGAAUAUCGAUUCAAUCAUUCAUUUUGCAUUUAAUAAUGAUAUUGGUGAUGUUCAAGAUGUUAAUAUGAAUCGUUUAAAUAUUGCUCAUGGUGCAAAAACAAUUGGAGCCAUUAAUCUUCACAAUGAAUCAAUUAAUCGUUCAUGGAAAAUUAAACAAUUUAUAAUUGCAUCUUCAGUGGCAUCAGUUCUAGGAUCAGAUCAACAAUGUUGUUAUAUUAGUGCUUGUAGUGUUAUAGAUUCAUUAUCAAAGUAUAGACAUUCACUGGGAUUACCAUCUUUAGCAAUUAACUUAGGUACUAUAGCUUCAACUGGAUUUAUAUCACGUAAUAAUGCAAUUGAAACCAUGUUUAAGAGUUCAUUUUUGAAUUUAUUCUCACCUCAACUCGUUAUUAGUUCAUUAGAUUUAUUCAUCCAAAAUCAACAUCAAUAUCCAAAUUAUAGUUUAAUAGAUUUCAAUUUUGAAGUUAUGUUAACUUCACCAAAUUACCAUCUUUACAAAUUUGAUUAUGAAAUUAAUAUUUUCAAAAAAUCAUAUCAAAUCAAUACCAAUUUCAGUAGUGGUAGUGGUAGUGAUAAUGAAUUCAUUCAUUCAACAAUUUUAAACAAAAUCAGUGAAUUAUUAUCAAUUGAUGAAUCUAAAGUUAAUGAAGAUUUACAACUUACACAAUAUGGUAUGGACAGUUUAGUAAUAGUACAAUUAAAGAAUUUUAUCGAUAAUCAAUUAGGUCAUAAUCUUAUUACAAUUCAUCAAUUACAACAUAAUAAAAUCAAUCAAUCAAUUGAUAUUAUUAAAUUUGGUUAUCUAAUUAAUAAAAACAAAUUCAAAUACAAAAAUAAUAAUAUAAAUUCUCCUUCAGAAGAAAAUUUUUAA
Messenger RNA from Dictyostelium discoideum AX4, 8055 nucleotides. RefSeq lists its product as hypothetical. The record is from RefSeq and is a predicted model, not a curated record. Bases 1 to 8055 code for a protein of 2684 amino acids. The transcript has 6 exons. Lineage: Eukaryota; Evosea; Eumycetozoa; Dictyosteliales; Dictyosteliaceae. Gene Ontology annotation, molecular function: transferase activity; acyltransferase activity; oxidoreductase activity. Gene Ontology annotation, biological process: fatty acid biosynthetic process.